This is a messenger RNA of Amphimedon queenslandica, 3281 nucleotides long. Its product is annotated as N-alpha-acetyltransferase 25, NatB auxiliary subunit-like. The record is from RefSeq and is a predicted model, not a curated record. The transcript has 24 exons. Gene Ontology annotation, cellular component: NatB complex; cytoplasm. Gene Ontology annotation, biological process: N-terminal peptidyl-methionine acetylation. Lineage: Eukaryota; Metazoa; Porifera; Demospongiae; Haplosclerida; Niphatidae. Bases 47 to 3067 code for a protein of 1006 amino acids. Gene Ontology annotation, molecular function: protein binding.
GAACAUUUACGUGUUUUAACUUGUCUGCUACACGUGCUAGGGCAAGAUGGCUUCCAGUACACAAGAAGCUGAGGCUAUAGAGAGAAAACUUCGACCAGUUUAUGAUGCCCUUGAUAAUGCUCAGCAUAAAAAAGUGAUGCAAAUGGUCGAUAAGAUAUUAAAGAAAUCACCAAAUCUACACUGUGCUAAGGCUCUUAAAGCAAUAGCUCUCCUCAGACUAGGGAGAGGCGAUGAAGGAACUAAACUGAUUAAUAGUGUCAUAGAGUGUCGUCCUGGUGAUAAUGCUACCCUACAAGCAGUCUUCAUGUAUUGCCGGGAGCUUGGAGACUAUAAGAAGAUUGUUGAGUUAUAUGAAUCAGCUGUUAAGAGCUACCCAACUAAUGAAGAGUUUCUCACUCAGCUGUUCAUGGCAUAUGUUAGAGUAGGAGAUUGUGCCAAACAGCAACAAAUUGCUGUUCAGUUAUCAAAACAUUAUCCACAAAAUGGUCCGUACUAUUGCUGGAGAAUCAUGAGCAUAAUGAUGCAGGCUCAUGAAGCUGAUGAUUCUAUUGCUAAACAAAUGUUCCUACCGUUAGCUGAGAGAUUGAUGGAGAAAUACAUUGAAGAGAAGAGAAUUGAAUCUGAAGCAGAAAUCAGGCUGUACAUAUCAGUAUUGCAGUCACUCGAUAAGAAUGAGAAAAUAUUGAGGAUUUUGAAAAAUGAACUUGGUGAAAAGCUACGUCAUCCUGAAGAAGUCUUAAGAUAUGAGCUACAGUGCUUAGAGUCAUUGGGCCAAUGGUCCCAACUGGUCAGUAGAUUAGUACCAGCGAUAAAGGAACAGCCUGACAACUGGGGCCAUCUUAAACUCUACAUCACAUCGCAAGUGCACAGAUUAAAGACAGAGAACGAGGCUUUAAAUGACACUGAGGUGGAGUCAGAAAAGGGGGAGGGACAGGGGGUGGAGUCUCCCUUGGAUGAGAUGGUCUCGGUUUUGAAUGAACUUGUUUCGGCUGAGGAUGAGAAAAAGUCUAAACGAUUGAGAGGCCCUUAUUUGUCAGUGCUGGAAGCUGUCAGGCAGUUGAAGGAAGCAGCAAUGCCUUUUGAUAAAUUUCCUGAUCUAGCUACUCUGCUUGAACAAUACUUUAAAUUAUUUUCGUCUAAAAGCUGCUGUUUUGAUGAUACGAGUACAUACACUUCUCUACUCUCCAGUGAGGAACUAAGAGAGCUAUUACUGAAGUUGGAGGCGUGGUGUAAUGCUGACUUGACUAAUUUCACUUGUGAGGAUGAAGAUAUUUCUGCUAAUGUAUCGAAAUUAUAUCGUGACAUAUCUUUAUUCAAACUGCAAAGAUUUUCUGGCCACCAUUCCUCCCUCUCCCUCUCCGAGAAGAGAUCUCUAGUCAAGAAGUGCUAUCAGUUAUUUGAGGCCGGCCUUCGUUUUGGUCUCUCCCUCUCAGCUACCGUCAGCCAGCACUCUGACUCUUAUGUCAUCAUUGGGGCUCACCUCAUGCUACAGAUAUUCAAUGAAACUGGUGAUUAUGCUGACCUCUGGGAGUGUGUCUUAAUGCUAAAAGCAGCUAACCAGCAGUCAAGCUCUAAUCCACAGAUACUAUUGCUAUUAAUGAAGCUCUAUGGCUGGCUAGGAGCUAUUGAUCAAUGCACACAAUCUUACAACAGACUCUCCAUUAAAUACAUUCAGGUUGACUCUAUUGGCUACACUGCUCACAGGUUCAUUAGUUCACUUGGUGCGUUUGGGUUUGCUGGUCAAAUGUAUCGCACUGCAAUCCGUUUCUACGUUAACUGUAGUAAAGAGACUUCAGAUUAUAUUACUAAUUCUUAUAAAAAUGGAGUUUUUCAUAGAGUUAUUGAAAUUACAAAGCUUAAGGAUCGUUUCUCUCGUUCACAUGAGUUUUAUAUACUAGGAGUUGAAUCAAUGCUUUACGAGUACCUCAAGAGUGUAUCCAGCAUGGAGUCAGCUAGAGGUUUCCUCCUGGGAGAGAAGUAUACUGAGAGCUUGCCAUUCACUGUUGAGAAUUUAGAUGUCCUCUGUGAUGGACUGAGAGAUAACAGAGACAUGACAGUGUAUGAUGAUUGGUCUCCUCUUCAAGAUCAUUUGACGAAACGUGAGAUUGAACUCUCAUUUCAAGUAGAGGUUUUUUGGAUUAAAAUUAGACUAGCAAUGAUGACAUUACUGAAAGACAUGCUGGGUGGAGUGACCACGCCCUCUCUACCCGACCAGUUGAAGGGUGUUCUUAGUUUAUUGGAACAAGUGGAAGCUCAUGAAGGAGUCGAGUUUUUUAGGCAAAGAAAAACCUCACUUGUUAAUAUUCGAUCCCCUCCCACUUCACAAUUAAUUCCAUUCAUCACAACUGGUCACAGUUUGAUUUUAUUGAAUUUCAUCAAAAUAGGAAUGAGUGUUUUGGCCACUCCCACAGGAUCCCCUCCCCCUUCAUUAUCUGAAGAAUGUUCAUCAAUACAGGCAAUACUGAAAGAUCUGAGAGAUAUGAUACAGGGACUUCCUUCUGACACUGAUGCUACUACUUUCUCUUCUCCUGAAGUAUUACUCACAUGGAAGCUCGAUUUUGAUCAGAUUGUGUUGUUAAUACUCACAGCCAGUUGGGUCACUCUCAUCACUGGGAUGUGCCUUGAGUAUAUUACACCUAAAAAAUCAGCCAAAAAGAAAAAGAAGAAAGGAGGAGGAGGAGGAGGAGGAGGAGCUACUGCAGGGUCUAAUGGAGAGAGCAAUAAAGCUACUAUCUCAUUGCUAGAGUUAUUAGAAGAUCUUAAAUCAUCAUUACUGAGUAUUGCCAAGCGUUUUACUCCCAUCACUGAAUCAGAGACAUUGGCUGGAGCACUCGCGAAGCUAAACGUUAAAGAUGAUCCUAAAGUUGGUGAAAACGAUUUGGGGAUUGAUCAAGAAACCUAUGCUAGGGUGAGGACUUCAAUGACACAUGAAGUGAUUGAAAGUUACAAUUAUUCAUUUGGUGAUAUUCAAGAGAUGGUUGGCCUGAGGGUCAGCUUUAUUAAAACACUAAUCAGUUCUUAUUCUGUUAAUUCUCACCCUCUGCCUCAAUCAGCUUCAUCUGACUAAUUAUCAUUAUCUUUGUUUUGUUGUUAUUGCUGUGAAAAAUUCUAUCUGUUUUAUGAUAACGUAAAAUUUAAAAUCUCAUUAUUAUUAUUAUUAUUAUUAUUAUUAUUAUUAUUAUUGUUAUUGUUAUUAUUUGUUGUUAUUAUGAUCGUGUGCAACAAUUAUUAUUGAAAAUAAACUUAAUUCUUAUUGAGUUCAAUUUUCUAACAGCUACUAA